AUGCGAAGAAUUUGGCGUUGUCCGCGAUGCUCUCCGCAAAGCGCCCGGCGUCUUAAAGUUCCAGAGACUACGGCUAAGAAUCGCGGGAAGAAGUCCGCCCCGAAUAGCGAUGCAGGGUCCGAUCGUGGAGCUGGUUCCGUCUUAGACCUGACUGAGCAGCAGUUGGAAGAGGAACAGCUAGCAAUGGAGAUGGCCUUUGCAAAGCAGAUCGAGUUGCGGAAACAGCGUCUUGCUAAGCAGCAGGCUUGGAACGAGAGGCGGAUGAAGCUAGAGUGGGAGAUGCGCGAGCAGGAGCUACGAGCGCAGCGUGAAAUGGAGCAGCGGCAGCUAGAGCAUGAGCAGAAAAUGCUUGACUGCCAAUUGGCCGCAGAACGUGAAUUCUCGAAGAAGCGGGAUGCUAUUCGGAAACAGUUCGACGACAGCAUUAAUAAGGUCAACGCAUUGAAGGGCCAAUAUGGAGCUGUCAGCGGUGCUUCUGCCUCCAAACCGGAACAGAAGGUGGAUGACUGGAUGCUGGAUUAUCGCGGAGCAUAUCCAAAGCCAGGAUAUCUGCAGACGGAAGAUAAACUCGCGUGUCCGAAGAAGGUGCCGUUAGAUAAGUCGUUCACCAUCGAAGCCGGCCAAUUCGAGCGAAGUAACGAAGAUGUGAGUGACGGUGAAGUUUCGGAGGUCCCGCCGAGUAGAUGCAGUCGAAGCAGCUUUCAAAGGUGCGGAGAUGGAAACGGGUCGGGGUGUAUCGUGAGUCGUAUUACAAGAGAUCAGCUAGCUGCUCGCAAAGCGGUCUCUCAGAACCUUCCCAAAUUUAAAGGGGAAGCAGAAGUUUGGCCGUUGUUUAUCAGCAGUUUCGAGUACACGACUGCAGCUUGCGGAUUCUCAAACCUCGAGAAUUUGAAGCGUUUGCAGGACUGUCUACAGGGUGACGCACUUGAGGCGGUCAGAAGUCGGCUAGUGCUACCGGACUCUGUUCCGGAUGUGAUCAGGGAUCUUCGAAAUCUGUUCGGAAAACCGGAGAAGCUGCUCAGAACGUUGCUGUCGAAGGUGAGGAACGCGCCGUCACCGAGAGCUGAUCGAUUGGAGACGUUCAUCAGCUUCGGGAUAACGGUGAAGCAGUUAUGCGACCACCUUGAAGCGUCAGGACUUUGCGACCACCUAAACAAUCCGAUGCUGGUGCAGGAGUUAGUUGACAAGUUGCCACCGAGCUACAAACUGGAUUGGGUCCGGUAUAAGCGAGGGAAGGUGGACAGUCCGUUGCGAAUGUUCACGAACUUCACAAAUGACAUCGUUUCGGAUGUGUCGGAGGUGACGGAGUUCUCGACAUUGUCGCUAAGCGAGCGCGAGCCUUCGCGAAUGGGGAAAGGAAAUUCCCGAAAGAAGGAGUUUGUACAUCUCCAUGACGCGGACCAGGUUUCUGAUGAAAUUCAAAGAGAGACAGUAACUAAGCCGUGCUGGAUCUGUAAACGAACGGAUCAUCUCAUCAGGUGCUGUGAGGAGUUUAAGCGGAUGAACAUUGCCGCCAGGUUGAGAGAGGUUGAGCGACAAAACCUGUGUGGUCUUUGUUUGAACAAGCACGGAAACAGCAGAUGCACCUCGAAGAUUCGAUGCUUCAUGCAAAAUUGUCGUGGAGGCCAUCAUCCACUUUUGCAUCGAGUGGAGGAAUCGGUGCGGCUGCAGAAGGUAGAAUGCAAUGCUACCGAAAAGGCAGAUAGUGCGGUUAUUUUCCGUAUGAUGCCGGUGACGCUUUACGUGGGCAAACGACAGUUCGAUACUACUGCGUUCUUCGACGAAGGGUCGUCGGCUACGUUGGUAGAUGAUCUGGUGGCCAGGCGGCUGAAAGCAGAAGGUACUCUAGAGCCGUUGAUAGUGACGUGGACGGGCAAUAUCAACCGCUUUGAGAACGAUUCGAGGAAGGUCGAACUGAUGAUGUCGGCGAAGGGUUCGAAGGAGAAGUUUCCGCUGUUCAACACUCCAACGGUAUCAGAGUUGGUGCUGCCGAAGCAGAACGUGCGAUUCGCAGAUGUGGUAAAAAAAUAUUCCCAUCUUGCAGGCGUUCCGGUGAGAGAUUACCCAUCGGGAAAGCCGAGAAUCCUACUCGGGCUAGACAACGUCCACUUAUUUGCGCCGUUGGAGUCGCGGGUCGGUAAGCCAAACGAACCGAUUGCCGUGCGGUCGAAGAUUGGCUGGACAGUGUAUGGUUCGGAGAACCGAAGACCGAGUGCGUACACCUACCUGAAUCUGCACUCGAUCGUUCCAGCAAGCAAUCAAGAUCUCCAUGACAUGAUGCGAGAGCAAUACAUGCUAGAUGAGACAGCGAUUGCGACGUUCGCUGUACCGGAGCCCGUGGAGGAGAAAAGAGCUCGAGAGAUGCUUGAGACAACGACGAAGCGAGUGGGUGAUCGCUUCGAAACGGGGUUGCUGUGGCGUGAGGACGCACGACGAUUCCCUGACAGCUAUCCGAUGGCUGUACGCCGGAUGAAGGCUCUGGACCGUAAGCUGAACAGGAAUUCAGACUUGAAGAAAAACGUGUGCCAGCAGAUCGAGGACUAUCAAGUCAAACACUACGCGCACAAGGCGAGUGAAGCCGAACUGAAGGGUACGCCACAAACCGCUGUGUGGUAUCUACCGCUGAACGUCGUAGUGAAUCCGAAGAAGCCGAGUAAGGUGCGCUUGGUUUGGGAUGCUGCAGCAUCAGUGAACGGAGUCUCUCUUAACUCAGAGUUACUCAAAGGUCCGGAUAUGCUAGUUCCGCUUCCCAGAGUAAUCUGCAAUUUUCGGGAACGGCCAGUAGCAUUCGGUGGUGACAUUCAAGAAAUGUACCAUCAGAUCCGGAUCAGACCUGAGGAUAGGCAAGCGCAACGGUUUUGUUCCGAGCGAACAGUGAGGAAGCUCCGCAGGUCUCAAUUUGUGAAGAACUUGAAUGCAGCAGAUUUCUCGGAGAAGUACCCUGAAGCAGUAGAAGCCAUCGUGAAGCGUCACUACGUAGAUGACUACUACGACAGCGUGGAUACUAUCGAAGAAGCGAUCCAGCGAGCCAGCGAGGUGAGGUACAUCCAUUCGUGUGGAGGAUUUCGGAUCAGAAACUGGGUGUCGAACUCUGCUAGAUUUCUCGAACAAAUAGGAGAAAGGAGUGUCGAUUCCGCAGUGCAUUUCAACUGGGACAAGAACACCGAAUACGAGCGUGUGCUAGGCGUCGUUUGGGACCCGGUUGGAGACGAGUUCCGUUUUGCGACCGAAUGGAAAGCAGAGUACAACAAGGUUUUCCUAGAGGAAAAACGCCCGACGAAAAGAAUUGUUCUGAGCAUUGUGAUGGCGCAAUUCGAUCCAGCAGGAUUUCUUGCUCCAGUUACAAUUCUCGGGAAAAUGCUGGUUCAGGAUCUGUGGCGGACAGGCUGCGACUGGGAUGACGCAAUCGAUGAGCUGUCGUUCAGGAAGUGGUUGCGGUGGACCAACAUUCUCGCAGACGUGCCAGUGUUUAAGCUACCUCGAAGCUAUUUCGGAGCUGCGAGAUCAGAUGAGGUCGAAGAAGUCCAGCUUCACAUCUUUGCUGAUGCCAGCGAGACGGCGUACGGAUGUGUGGCAUACUUCCGUGCAAUCGUACGGGGUAAGGUGGUGUGUUCGCUAGUGAUGAGUCGAGCGAAGGUAGCACCGUUGAAGCAGCUGUCGAUUCCGCGGCUAGAACUCCUGGCAGCGGUUCUUGCGGCAAGGCUGGCACGAACGAUCGAGCAGAAUCACAACUUCACGAUCAGUAGAGUGGUGUUCUGGAUUGACGCAGAAGUGGUGCUGUCCUGGAUUCGGUCGGAUCAGCGCCGCUACAAGCAAUUUGUUGGUUUUCGCAUUGGCGAAAUUCUUAGUUUGACUAAACUGACAGAUUGGCGAUGGGUUCCGACGAGAUUGAACGUGGCGGAUCUGGUAACCAAAUGGGGUAAAGGUCUGGAGAUACACCCCAACAGCCCGUGGGUACGUGGGCAACAAUUUUUGUACGACAGUGUGGAAAAGUGGCCGAAGAGAGAAUUACUGUCGAACUGUAGACGAAAGAGCAAAAAACUGCCGAUUGAGACGCUAAAAGCAACGAGCAGGCAUAGCAGAGUUGUCACGACCCCUCGGUCGUUGCAUCUCACCAUCUAUAGCGCAGGCAACUCUAACGCACUCAGCUCUCGGUCGGGCGCUUAUGUCAGCUAG
Topomyia yanbarensis is the source of this 4176-nucleotide messenger RNA. RefSeq lists its product as uncharacterized. The transcript is spliced from 3 exons. The record is from RefSeq and is a predicted model, not a curated record. Bases 1 to 4176 code for a protein of 1391 amino acids. NCBI's taxonomy places the organism in Eukaryota, Metazoa, Arthropoda, Insecta, Diptera, Culicidae.